This is a messenger RNA of Lycium barbarum (goji berry), 2448 nucleotides long. Its product is annotated as transcription termination factor MTERF4, chloroplastic-like. The transcript has 2 exons. NCBI's taxonomy places the organism in Eukaryota, Viridiplantae, Streptophyta, Magnoliopsida, Solanales, Solanaceae. The coding region runs from base 138 to 1634 and encodes 498 amino acids. Gene Ontology annotation, molecular function: double-stranded DNA binding. Gene Ontology annotation, biological process: regulation of DNA-templated transcription. The record is from RefSeq and is a predicted model, not a curated record.
UUCCAUUCUUCCUCUUUAGUCUCAAAUCUCUGUUCCCCUUGAAGCUAUGGAACGGAGCUUCCUUCUUUCUGGAGCAAAGGUAAAUCUUUAAUCCCUUUCUACACUGUUUGGACCUUCAAUAUCUUGAAUUCUCUGAGAUGAGCUCAAUAUUUAGAAGAAAACUACCACUUCGCACUAUCACUAGAACAAACAAGAGAAAAACAUUCUUGGACUCAUUUCUUAAACAUCCUCAAAAAUUAUAUACUUGUCUUCCUAGGCCUAUAAAUCAGAGACCCUUUUCGACGAAAAAAUUCCCAGAGUAUGAAAUGCCUUCAAUAACAUGGGGAAUAAUGCAAGGGAAUAAGGAAAAAUUGGUGUCUAAGGUCAUAAUUUGUGACUAUUUAAAGAGUAUUGGUAUAGUCCCUGAUGAAUUAGAACACCUAGAAUUGCCAUCCACACUUGAAAUCAUGCGUGAACGUGUCGAAUUUCUUCGGAAACUUGGCUUAACUAUUGAUGAUAUUAAUGAGUACCCUUUGAUGCUUGGAUAUAGUGUUAGGAAAAAUGCAAUUCCUGUUUUAGCUUACUUAGAAAGAAUUGGGAUUGAAGGAUCAAGACUUGGUGAAUUUGUUAAAGUUUAUCCACAGUGUCUUCAUGCUAGUGUUGUAAUUGAGCUUGUUCCGGUUGUGAAGUUUUUACGAGGGCUUGAUGUGGACAAAGAUGAUAUUGGGGGUGUUUUAAUGAAAUAUCCGGAGUUGUUAGGGUUUAAGCUCGAGGGAACAAUGAGUACUUCGGUAGCUUAUUUGGUUAGUAUAGGGGUUAAUCCGAGGGAUAUAGGGCCAAUAGUAACACAAUAUCCUUAUUUAUUAGGAAUGAGAGUUGGGACAAUGAUUAAACCGUUUGUGGAGUAUUUGGUUUCGUUGGGUGUGCCAAAGAAAGUUGUAGCGAGGAUGCUUGAGAGACGGGCGUAUAUACUUGGACAUGAUCUUGAAGAGACGGUGAAACUGAAUGUAAAUUGCUUGCUUAUUUUUGGAAUUAGUAGGGAAGCUUUGCCUUGUGUUAUUGCACAGUAUCCACAAAUUCUUGGCUUGCCUUUGAAAGCUAAGCUGUCAUCACAACAGUAUUUCUUUAACUUGAAACUCAAGAUCGAUCCUGAUGGUUUUGCUCGUGUUAUUGAGAGGAUGCCACAAAUUGUUAGCCUCCACCAGCAUGUGAUAUUGAAACCUGUCGAGUUCCUUCUUGGGCGGGGUUUUUCAGUUGAAGAUGUGGCUAAGAUGAUCAUAAAAUGUCCUCAGUUAGUUGCUUUACAAGUUGGCCUCAUGAAAAAUAGCUAUUACUUUUUUAAGAGUGAUAUGGGCAGGCCAAUGAAAGAACUUGUGGACUUUCCAGACUACUUCACUUAUAGUUUGGAAUCAAGAAUCAAGCCAAGGUAUGAGAGGUUGCGAAGCAAGUUGAUCAAAUGUUCUUUGGCUUGGCUUCUUAAUUGCAGCGACCAAAGAUUUGAAGAGAGAUUGUAUGGUGAUUAUAUAGAACUUGAAAGUUCUGGUCCAUCAUUUUGUAUGGGUGGGAAGUUAGAGAUGUCAGGCAGUGAUAUUGUAUCAGAAGAAGAGAUGGAGAGUGAUGAUGAAACACUUUAUAGACGCACUGUCUCUCUGUAAGAACUUUGUACUAAUACUCAAAGAAUCAAUCAAAUGGAUCGGACAAAUAAGCCCAAUGGACAGCAGGAGUUCAGUCGGCUGAAUAGAAGGGCAAGCCCAGGUCGGCUGCAUAAGGAAAGGAAUUAAAGAUAGGCUACUGCGUAUUUUUGGAACAAAAUCAGUUUUACUCAAGCAUUUAAAUCAGCACAAUCAUGGUGAGUCAAGCAUUAAAUCAAAUCUACUAUACAAGAAAACAAGUACCACUCCAACAAGGCAAAUGACGCACAAGGAAAGCAGUUGUACAACCUUUAUUUCUCAUCAACAACGUACAAGGAAAGAAGCAUCUGCCAACCAGGCUGAUACCAUAGAAGGAAAGGAUCAUUACAAGUCUUAAUAAGCUCUUGCUUUAUUCUUGGAAAUUAAGAUCCUCAAAUAUUCCUAAUUCUCAAGGGUCAAAUCUCUUGGGUUGAUAUCUCUGCAAAAAUAGAGUCUAACGGCUAAACAUGUGAAGACUAUUUAUUCGAGGCUCCAGAGACAGAAAAUUAUACAGUUGUCUCAUACUCUCAAGUUCUCUGCCUUACUUUUCACAAACAUUGUAUUCUUGAGUGAUAUAGUGUAAACAAAAAAGAAAGGAGAGAUAUAGAAUAGUUUGUGAGGCAUUGUAUCAAAAAGAAUUCGAGUGUAGACGUAGGAGCUCCAUUCAAACAAACCAUUGUACCAAAACAUUUAUAAAGAGCUGCAGAGAACACCUUUGCAACCCAGGGGGACUGGACUAGGAUUCACAUUGAAUCUGAACCAGUAUAAAAUAUCUGUGUCAAUUUUAUUUCUGCAUUUU